AUGUCAAUUGCUACAUCAAAUCGAUGUCUAAACGAACUCGCACAAAUUCAGGAUGGAGGUAAACUUGCUUCAUUGUCAAGAGGAGCAUUAAUCAAUGAUAUAUACGACGAUGGCUAUGAUGAUACUGAAUUAGAAUCCUUCGAUCAAGAAUUACAUCGACUUGAACCGUUAAAAAGAAAACCAGAAAAACAAUCAUCGGUGUCGUCAUCUACACCUACACCUUCACCUCCACCAAUUAGACAACCCGAUACUUCAACUACGCCAUCGAUUAAAAAUGUUAAAGUUAACAAAACAGUUCCAGUAAAAGAUGCUUUGUAUUGGUGGAGAAAUGAUCCACUUAUUAAUGUCCAUCAUGAACAUUGGCAUGUAGUUUUUGUUAAUAGUCCAGUUAACGUAGCAAAAGUCGCAGCUUUACCAAAUUAUCGAGAACCUAUACCUGAUGCUUUUUAUCCACCUUCCCAUUUAUAUGAAAUCGUUAAUAAUAAAGUUGUUCACUUUCCAUCUCGUCCACCUGGUCAAGUUUUUCAUGAUACAGUUGUUAUGACACAGGAUAAUCGUAAAGACGAUACAUCAUAUACACUUAAAGAAUUGGAAAAUGCUUUGAUAACAUUGGAAAAAUGGAUUGAUGGCGAAGAGACUUAUCUUAACCCAUCUAACUUAUUAAAUGACCCUAAUGGAAAUACUGAUUUAGGUGCUGUCAUUGAAGACGUAUUACAUAAUGUUGGGCACGCAAUGCUUGGUCGCGUUAUGGCUCCCAAUGAUACUAAUGCUCCACCAGGUGUUUUGGUUGGUGCUCGUGCAGGGUGUCGUGAUCCAUUAUUUUGGAGAUGGCAUCGUCACAUUGAUGAUAUUUAUGUUAGAUGGCAAACUAGAUUAGGCUUGAACAUGUUCAGUAAUGAUAUCCCACCAAUAAAAAUUGGAAAUAAUGACAUUUUCCUUGCAUUUAAAGACGAGCUAUUUAAUCUUGAUAAAGAUGGUGAUCAUAAUGGAUGGGUUAAAUAUGCCAAGAAAACAAUCGGUGGUAAUAAUUUUGAUAAAACAUUGGUAAAUGUUACCGGAUUCACCAACGAAUUACAAACUACUAUGAAACAAAGAGUUCAUGUUUGGCUUGAAGAUACCAAUGAUAAAGAAAUCAUUGAGUUUAUGUACCCGAGAGAAUUCUUUACUUUCUUCCGUAUUGAAAAUCUAUCAUCUAAAUCAUUGCCAGUAACGUUUAGAGUUUUUAUCGUUCCAGAGGUAUUUAUGGAUUCGUAUGUUCACUGGAUAGAACUUGACAAAUUCAAAAGAAUAUUGAAACCAUAUGAGAAAACCAUAAUAUCACAAGAUUGCGACCAGUCAAUUGGUAUACGUAAACCAGCACAAAAGACUAUUAGACAAAUGGAAAAAUCCACCCAGAUGACACCUGAUUACGUGAAUUCACUAGACCAAUUAACAUUAGAUAAACAAUCUGAAGCGAUAUUUUGUGGUUGUGGUUGGCCAUACCAUAUGGUGAUUCCAAGAGGAACGAAGGAAGGUCUUCGAUUUAAAAUGAUGGUUUAUGUAUCAGAUGGUAAAGAUGAUAUGAUUCCUGUUGCUCCAACAUGUGGAAGUCAAUUAUUAUGUGGUGGUAGAAAAUGGAGAGAUAAAUAUCCUGAUAAACAUCCAAUGGGUUAUCCAUUUGAUAGACCUUUUAUAAAUAAAUCAUUUUAUCAAACGUUUGCUCAUUUACCAAAUGUUGCUAUACGAGAUUUUACAAUUCGUUGGGUUGAAGAUUUUCCUUUAUUAGUUCCUUUAAAUAAUUAA
This is a messenger RNA of Entrophospora sp. SA101, 1782 nucleotides long. The record is from the annotation of a GenBank genome assembly. NCBI's taxonomy places the organism in Eukaryota, Fungi, Glomeromycota, Glomeromycetes, Entrophosporales, Entrophosporaceae.